Molecule: messenger RNA, 1187 nt
Organism: Andrographis paniculata
Lineage: Eukaryota; Viridiplantae; Streptophyta; Magnoliopsida; Lamiales; Acanthaceae
Exons: 3
Coding region: 63-647 (194 amino acids)
Source: RefSeq, a predicted model, not a curated record
UAAUCAAUCUGCUACUCUUUCUCUUCCUCGUUCUACUCGUCGCCGUCAUUCUCCCCUUUUCGAUGUCGAUGGCCGUCUCUCGAUUCCUCUCCCAAUCCCUAGCCCGAUCCUCUCUCCGCCCGCCGGCUCCCCUCAUCGCUCACCCCCGCCACCGCUCCACCAAGGCACGCCGCGCCGCCCAGAUCGCCGACGCCGAUGCCGACGCCGCGUCUUCGUCGCAGUCCGAUUCGCCCGAGGCGGCUGCGGAGGCCAUCACCGUCGGAAUCAGGAAGUUCGAGGAGGCCAUCCAAAACAUCAUGGUGCGCCGCGCCGCCCCCGAUUGGUUGCCCUUCCUCCCCGGGUACUCUUACUGGGUCCCACCGCGGGCGACCUCCUUCCAUAGCAUCUCCCCCGCGGGGAAAAUGAUUAUGGCCGUCGAGGAAUUCGAUUCUCCUUCCGACACGUCUAGGGAUUGGAUGUCGCAAAAGGAGCUUUCGGAGGAUGAGCAGAUGUCUCUAACUUCUACCAAAGGAUGGCCGUCCUAUGAGUUCUAUGUUGAGGGUACUUCACCCGUCCAUCCUCUUCCGGCAGUGGAAGUGAAGGUGGAAGAUCAAAAUAGUGAAGACAAUGAAGUUGGUGCAUCUAAUUCCGCGGAUGAGGAAGGAUGAACCUUAGCUCCCACUUAAAUGUCCUUAGGAGAAAGAAACAUCGACAUUGUAGAUAUCCAUCCAUCCAUCCAUCCAGACCAUGGAAGCAGUAAAAAGGGAGGAACCUUGUUGGAAGGGAAGGGAAACAAGAGCAGGGGCAGGCAGCCUUGGUAUUGUUUGUUUGGAAGCAUAGUUGCAGAACGAGCGCGCCACAGUCGAGCCCCGACCAUAGAAUGUACAUUCUGGUUUUGUUGCAGCUCUUCUUUUUACUUUUCUUUGUAUGACCUAUAUGAACAUAAGUUACCUUACCUUACCUAACCUACAUUAUUAUUACUAUUAUUAUUAAGAUCAUUUGGGAGAGAUCCUUGCAGCAGCCAGCAGCCCUUUUGUGAAGUUGCACAGGAAUUAUAAUUAUGAUGUAAUAACUAUCAGACGAUACAUGUAUUUAAAAUGCCUGUUCAUGACAUGGGUAGAGUUUGUUUCAAGCUGCUGUGGUCGGUUUUUGUUAUUUGAUCCAAUCGCGAGCAUAUAAAAAUAUACUUUCUGGCUCUAAGGUUAUUA